AUGUGGAGCCUGGCGGCCGGGGCGCGCCGGGCCCUGCACGUCUCCGCCGCCCUGGGCGGCUCCAGGAACCUGCUCAAGAAAUUCCUCCGCAAAACCAAGAAGAAGUUUUGGUAUGACAGUCCUGGGCUGGAGUCUCAUCUGCUGUAUAAGCCAUCGGGCUUGGCCUCUAUACUAAAAGAUUCUCAGCAAAGAGCUAGGAAAAAAGACAGUAUACGAAUAAGUGUACUGAAUAAGGUCUUGUACAAUGCUAUCACAGACUUGAUGAGCACCUGUGAAGUCAGUCAGGAACUCUAUGAUCUCAAGCUGGACAUCUCCAAGGUAUCCCUGGUAUCAGACUUUUCAGUAUGUCGUGUGUACUGGAAUUCUACUACAGUAGGUAACAGCAAGCAUGUGGAAAGUAUUCUACAGAAAAGUGCUCUACGUAUAAGGUAUCUUUUGCUAGCUCGUCAGGUUUUGGGAAAUAUGCCUCCAAUAGUAUUUGUUAAAGAUAAAGAAGCUGAAGCCAUGAGAAAGAUUGAUGAGUUACUGGCAGUUGCUGAUUUUGGACCUGAAAAAGAAAAUUUGUCUCAGAAUGAUUUCAGUGAAUCAGAGACUUCAGUGACUACAUUGUCCUCUGAUAUGUCAGCUUCAUCUCUCCAGUCAAAUCUUUUUGGUGUUGAUCAUGAAGUCCUGAAUAAACAAAUAAUGGAAUACAAAAAAAUGAAAAAAGUGAAAAAUGUAGAUGGCAUUGGGUGGGCAGAACAGCAGCGGAAGCAGUUGGCUGAAGUGCAAAAACAUAUGAGAAUGAAAAAGAAGAAGACAAUGGAUUCUUUUCAGAAUUAUGUUCCACCUCAGGAAUACUUAUUGAACAACUACAACACAGCAUAUUUGGAUGAUGAAACUGUAUCCUUCUCAGAGAAUGAAUUGGAAGAUGAAUUAUGCGAUGAGGUAAAUGAAUUUAAGGCAGAUGAUGACAUAAACCAAAACCCAUCCACUACAAAACUGAAGUGAAAUUGUAAGCUGUACAUUUCUCAAUAAAAAUAGCAGAUAAAAAACUUGGUUAGAAUAUAUGCUGAAGCAUUAGCUGUGUAACUCCACUUGAUUUUCCUCUUCCACCCUCAAAAGGUAUGGUAUGAUAUGGAAAAACUAAUGAAUACAAAUUGUCACAGUAAAAGAAGUUUUGAAAUGCUGUUUUUAAUAAAUAUGUCAUAAGUUGAACUUUUUUGAACUAAGAAUUUAAGGUUUUAGAAAUGUUAUGGUUGUGCUGAGGGUUGCAGGCAGAGUUCCUUAUCCUGUUAUUGGAGAAUAGACAAAGCAACUUUAUUGUGAGCUAAAACAUAUUGGCUGCCUCCUAGGAAGUUAAUUUCCUUUGCCUUGAUAUAAGUGCAAUGAUCUGUCAAAGAGAAGGAUUUCAGAGGACAUGAUUAUGUUACUUUAGAACCCUAGCAAGCUAUUAAUCUGCAAAUUUGGAAUCUACUUCUUGAAGAUUUAAGUAUAUCUUGGUGUUGUGCUCUUACAUUACUAAGACUUCUUUAAACUGUACAAGUAUAUACACAUUUUGAACUAUUUCAUUUGAAUUGUAAACAUUAAGAAAUUCAUGAAGGUAAGACUUGGUUUCCAUGAAGCUUGGUAAGACGUAGGCUUUUUAAGCCUCUUUUUGGAGGAGAGUAUAAGUAAACGAGGCACAGAAUGAAUGGAUGCAGUCUUUUUUUUCCUUUCCUCCUGUUCUACAUUUAUUUAGUACCUGUGUAGUUCUUGUUUUUUUAUUAUGAACAGAGUUGGACACUAAACAGAUUGCAGUUUGCAGAAUUCCUGAAAGCAGCUGAUAUUUUAAUCUUCAAGUAGCCAAUAGUUUCCCUAGUAACUGUUCCUCCCUAUGGCCUUAGGAAAAACAAAACAAAAAAGGAAGGAGGCGCAGGGGAAGUGUGCCUUUAUGCAGUGGCUAACAUGGGUUCCUUGGUCCAGAUAAACUUGAAGUCUUCCAAGGAUUUACCUUAACCACCUAAUAUAUUAAAACCUGGAGCUUUUCUUGACUAUUAAGCUUUUAAGACACAAGACGAACUUUCGUUUCUAGUGCAGCCAUGGCCUCUAUGUCUAAUUCUUCUCCAAACACAUUAAAAUCAUUUAAGAUA
Molecule: messenger RNA, 2111 nt
Organism: Gavialis gangeticus (Gharial)
Lineage: Eukaryota; Metazoa; Chordata; Crocodylia; Gavialidae
Gene: RBFA
Product: ribosome binding factor A (putative)
Exons: 7
Coding region: 1-990 (329 amino acids)
Biological process (GO): rRNA processing
Source: RefSeq, a predicted model, not a curated record